CUUCUUAGCCUACCACCGCAACUCUGCUGUGGACCACCAUUAUUAUUGGUUCUCCUCAUCGGGCUUCGGGGUUCACAAGUCUGCAUAUUCUUCUCUAGUUUUUUCUUUGCUAGCUUUCAGGCUGUUUUCAAUGCUACUUCAGACAGAGACGUCAAUUUUUGUCUGACGCCUAUUGAGGACCGCGGGUAUAGUAGGGUUUUCAGAUCCAGAGCACUAAACCAACUACUACCCGGCCGCCGCCGCCGCCGGUACAUGUAAAAAAAGGCUUCGACCUGCGAGAUGAACGCAACGGAGAGCAUUCAACAAACCAAAACCGCAUAACCAAAAUGUUCAGACUAGCGCGUGGAACGGCAAGGAAGCUCAUCCUAGCGCUGCUUACAUGUCUGUCGUCGGCGCUGCUGUACAGGCAGAUUCAGCCGCUACCGCCCAAGAUCCCCGGCACGCCGGGCGGCCCGCCGGUGACGGCGACCAGGACGAGGCUCAGCGACGGCAGGUACCUGGCCUAUCUGGAAACCGGCGUCCCGAGGGAGAAGGCCAAGCACAGGCUCGUCUUUGUCCAUGGGUUCGACUCCUGCAGACACGACGCGCUUCCGAUCUCCACGGAGCUUGCGCAAGAGCUGGGCGUUUACAUGUUGUCCUUCGAUCGCCCCGGGUACGCCGAGAGCGACCCGCACCCGGCCAGGACCGAGGAGAGCAUCGCCCUCGACAUCGCCGAGCUCGCCGACAACCUGCAGCUGGGUCGCAAGUUCUACCUUGCUGGCUUCUCCAUGGGCGGCGAGAUCAUGUGGAGCUGCCUCAAGUACAUCCCACACAGGCUCUCCGGCGUGGCCAUUCUCGGCCCCGUAGGCAACUACUGGUGGCCCGGCUUGCCGUCGAACGUGUCGCGGGACGCCUGGUACCAGCAGCUCCCUCGGGACCAGUGGGCGGUCUGGGUCGCGCAUCACCUGCCGUGGCUCACCUACUGGUGGAACACCCAGAAGCUCUUCCCGGCCUCCAGCGUCAUCGCCUACAACCCUGCCCUCCUGUCCCAAGAGGACGAGAUGCUCAUGGCCAAGUUUGGCUAUAGAGCCUACAUGCCGCAGAUCAGGCAACAGGGGGAGCACGAGUGCCUGCACCGGGACAUGAUGGUCGGGUUCGGCAAGUGGAGCUGGAGCCCGCUGCAGCUGGAGAACCCGUUCGCCGACGCCGACGCCGACGAUGGCCAGGGGGCGGGGAAGGUGCACCUGUGGCACGGCGCCGAGGACCUCAUCGUGCCGGUCAGCCUGUCCAGGUACAUCAGCCAGAAGCUGCCGUGGGUCGUCUACCACGAGCUCCCCAAGUCGGGACAUCUCUUCCCGAUCGCCGAGGGGAUGGCUGACAUCAUUGUCAAGUCCCUGCUGCUCGGAGACGAUCAUCUGUCGUCGUCGGCCUCACAGCCUCCUCAUUCUCCAUGAAUCCAGGUCGUCACGUGUAGUCCGUUCGCAUUUCGUUGCCCGUCUCUCACUGUUUCUGUAAAGGGACCGAUGCUGCAGGAUUCUCUAGCGUUGUAGCUAGGAUGCUCUGUUUUUUUAAAUAAUGGAACUAAGUUUUAGCCUAUAUAUAUAUAUCAUCUGAGAAUGUUACAUAA
Molecule: messenger RNA, 1606 nt
Organism: Zea mays
Lineage: Eukaryota; Viridiplantae; Streptophyta; Magnoliopsida; Poales; Poaceae
Exons: 5
Coding region: 327-1433 (368 amino acids)
Source: RefSeq, a predicted model, not a curated record